Fusarium musae is the source of this 759-nucleotide messenger RNA. RefSeq lists its product as uncharacterized. The transcript has 2 exons. Lineage: Eukaryota; Fungi; Ascomycota; Sordariomycetes; Hypocreales; Nectriaceae. The coding region runs from base 1 to 759 and encodes 252 amino acids. The record is from RefSeq and is a predicted model, not a curated record.
AUGUCCAAAUACAAGCAGCUUGUCCUUAUUACCGGCGCCAAUCAAGGCGUCGGCUUCGAAACCGCCAAGAACCUAGUUCUCUCCUCGGUUAAAUACCAUGUCAUCAUUGGAAGUCGAGAUGAAGCCAAGGGGGAGAUAGCAGCGCGAUCACUCCAGUCCCUCGACGACAUCAAAGGAACAGUCUCCAGCAUACAGAUUGACGUCACGGAUGAUAAUUCCGUCGAUGCAGCUGCACGGACUCUAGCUUCUGAAUGGGGGAGGUUGGAUAUUCUGGUCAAUAAUGCUGGUAUCAUCUCGAUGGCUAGUCCUCCAACGCGCGAAGCUUUUCGCAGGGUUCUGGAGACGAACCUCGUUGGUGCGCUUAGCGUCACAGAAGCUUUUCUCCCUCUUCUUUACAAGUCAGAGCAUAAACCUCCUCGUCUCGUCUUUGUCACUUCAAGCACCGGGUCUAUCACUCAUACAUCUAACCCUGAAUCGCCACUUCAUAGCGCUGGAGCGAUGGAAUACCGGACUAGUAAAGCUGGGCUGAACAUGCUCAUGACGAUGUAUAACAUUCGACUUAAACAAGAAGGAUUCUUGGUAUUUGGGGCGGAUCCGGGAUUAUGUGCGACAAACUUUACGAGUGAUGCUGAGUCUCUUAGGCAGCGAGGAGCAGCGGAGCCGAUUGAGGGAGGGGAGAGAAUUGCGCGUGUUGUUAAGGGUGAGAAGGAUGAAGAUGUUGGGAAGGUUAUCGGAGUUCAGGGUGUAAACCCGUGGUGA